This is a messenger RNA of Megalops cyprinoides (Indo-Pacific tarpon), 1948 nucleotides long. RefSeq names its product voltage-dependent anion channel 1 (gene vdac1). Gene Ontology annotation, cellular component: mitochondrial outer membrane. The record is from RefSeq and is a predicted model, not a curated record. Bases 94 to 945 code for a protein of 283 amino acids. NCBI's taxonomy places the organism in Eukaryota, Metazoa, Chordata, Actinopteri, Elopiformes, Megalopidae. Gene Ontology annotation, biological process: monoatomic anion transmembrane transport. The transcript has 9 exons. Gene Ontology annotation, molecular function: voltage-gated monoatomic anion channel activity.
CACGCUACGCCGAAUCGCCUGCCUCUACUCCUCCCUUUAUCUCGUUGACGGAGUGCUUUCCAGGCGAGAACGAGCAACACUAGUAAAAAGAUCAUGGCGGUGCCACCCACUUACGUUGACCUGGGCAAGCCGGCCAAGGACGUCUUCACCAAGGGAUACGGCUUUGGCCAGAUCAAGUUGGAUUUGAAGACAAAGUCAGAAAAUGGACUGGAAUUCACCAGCUCGGGGUCCGCCAACACGGAGACCAGCAAAGUUUCGGGUACCCUGGAGACCAAGUACAAGUGGGUGGAGCACGGUCUGACCUUCACCGAAAAGUGGAACACUGACAACACCCUGGGCACAGAGAUCACCCUGGAGGACCAGCUGGCCAAAGGACUCAAACUGACCUUUGAUUCGUCCUUUUCGCCAAAUACUGGCAAGAAGAGCGGCAAGAUCAAGACCGCCUACAACAGGGAGCACAUCAACCUGGGCUGUGACGUGGACUACGACAUCAACGGCACUGCCGUGCACGGGGCAGUGGUGGUAGGCUACGAGGGCUGGCUGGCUGGCUACCAGAUGACCUUCGAGGCCGGGAAGAACAGAGUCACCCAGAGCAACUUUGCAGUGGGGUACAAGACCGAUGAGUUCCAGCUCCACACAAAUGUGAACGAUGGCACGGAAUUCGGUGGCUCCAUCUACCAGAAGGUGAAUGACAAUCUGGAGACUGCUGUCAACCUGGCCUGGACUGCUGGGAACAGCAACACCCGCUUUGGCAUCGCAGCGAAAUACCAGAUCGAUGCGGACGCCUCUUUUUCGGCCAAAGUGAACAACUCCAGUCUCGUGGGCCUGGGAUAUACUCAGACCCUGAAGCCAGGCAUUAAACUGACCCUCUCUGCUCUUCUGGAUGGGAAGAAUAUCAAUGCUGGUGGCCACAAACUGGGUUUAGGACUGGAAUUUGAGGCCUAGGAAGGCACAGCAGCAAAAUCCAGAACUUCCAAAUAUUUUACUGAAUAGCUACCUUCACAAAUUGUUUUUCCCUUAGGUGUGUUGCGGGUGGGAUGCAAGCAUUACUUUACUGUCACUUUACAUUACAGACCUGUCAUUUUAAAAGGAUAAACGGAAGGUAAAAUAUAUUGGAACCCUGGAGUCUAAUUUGGGAGAAAGGAAUAGUUGAAGACUAGCUGGUAGCUUGCUGGUAUAUAAUCUAAACUUAUAUAAAAGAAUUGUAGUUCUUAGAUAGUGUUCUGAAAUGUUAAGAUACAUUGUCAUUCCACUUCAAUCAUGUAAGCACUAUUUUAUUUAUUUGUAUUUUGUUUUGGUAUGGUUAAGGGAAAACGCCUGGGCACGGGUGUCUGCUAAGCUUGGUCAGAAAGCACCUGAGGUGGUUAGUUCUUUGGGGAAAACAUACUGCUUCGUGUCCACUAGAUGGGGCUGUUGCAUGUGUCACAGAUGUCACCAAUGUUGUUCCUUGGUACUACAUAACAAUAUUCCUUGGCUACCGUGAAGUAUUUCCGUACUGUAGUGAAUUUCCAAGCCAAAAACCUCCAAGCAGGCAUAGAAGUGUCUGUCUCAGUAAGAGCAUAGUAGAACGGAUUAGUUGUCUUUUCACUUGCGCAACAGUUGUUCUCCAAGGCACUAAACUUUGGUGUAUACAUUUAAUGCAUUUGUUUCACUUGUAUUUGUGUGUGUGCGUUUGGUGUGAAUCUUGUCUCUCAUUACAAACAGUAAAAAUAUUAUUUUACAGAUGUCUUUGUCUUCUUUCCCUCUGCCUGUAAAGUGAAGACAAAAUUCUGUCAAGUGAGCCAAGAGUACAUAUUUAGACAGGAAGACCUCUUCACAACAUGUCCACACCCCCCUCCCUCCUUAAAAUAAAUACUUUUGGGACAUGGGUGCAUUUGAAUGGGAAAUGUCUUCCAACUUUGAUGUUAAAAUAGGAACAGAACACAAUGUGCUUGACAGUUUUGUUUUU